CUGGGCAGGGCUGUCUGGAGAUCCGACACAUCUGAAUCUCGCCCGUGUUUCUGUCUGAUAAUCCAAAGUUUAUUCAAAUUCGUACAUCACAUCGGGCCUCAUGGAUCCCAAUCGAAUCAUACAGGCUCUGAAAGGCACCAUAGACCCCAAUCUGAGGGUAGAGGCUGAGAAUGAACUCAACCAGUCCUACAAGAUCAUCAACUUCGCCCCCACUCUGCUACAGAUCAUCGUGUCGGAUCAGGUGGAGUUUCCUGUGCGACAGGCAGCUGCUAUAUACCUGAAAAACAUGGUGAGUCAGUACUGGCAGGACCGAGAGCCCACGCUGGGGGAGGUGGUCUUUCCUUUCAACAUCCAUGAAAAUGACCGUGGACAGAUCCGAGAAAACAUGGUGGAGGCCAUUAUUCGCUGUCCAGAGUCCAUAAGGGCUCAGCUGACAGUAUGUUUGCGUGCCAUAAUAAAGCAUGACUUUCCCGGGCGGUGGACGGGGGUAGUAGACAAGAUCAACCUGUACCUGCAGUCUCAAAACAGUGGAAGUUGGUACGGUAGUCUGCUCGCUCUGUACCAACUGGUCAAAACCUAUGAGUUUAAGAAAGCAGAGGAACGGGACCCCUUGUUGGCAGCGAUGCAGAUCUUCUUGCCCCGACUCCAGCAGCUGAUCACUCAGCUCCUGUCUGAUGCCACCUUCAUCUCUGUACUCAUCCAGAAACAGAUACUGAAGAUUUUCCAUGCACUUGUACAGUAUUCCCUCCCCCUACAGCUGAUCAAUAACACAGUCAUGACCCAUUGGAUGGAGAUCCUGAGGACAGUUGUGGAUCGGGACGUCCCGGCAGAGACUCUGGAAGCUGAUGAAGAUGACAGACCUGAACUGAUCUGGUGGAAGUGCAAGAAAUGGGCUCUGCACAUCAUCACGAGAACGUUUGAGAGAUAUGGGAGUCCUGGCAACGUUACAAAGGAGUAUUUUGAGUUUGCAGAUUUUUACUUGAAGACUUAUGCUACAGGAAUCCAACAAGUAUUGUUGAAGGUGAUUGAUCAGUACAGACAGAAGCAGUACGUGAGUCCUCGGGUCCUCCAGCAGGCAUUGAGCUACAUGACUCAGGGCGUCUCACACUCGAUCACAUGGAAACAAAUGAAACCCCACAUGCCGACUAUUACUCAGGAGGUGGUGUUUACUCUCAUGUGCUAUAAAGAUGAAGAUGAAAGACUAUGGCAGGAAGAUCCAUACGAGUACAUCCGCAUGAAAUUCAAUAUAUAUGACGAUCAUGUGUUUCCGGCCACGGCCGCUCAGACUCUAUUGUGUAAAGCAGCCAGGAAGAGGAAGGAGGUUUUGCCUCAGAUUAUGGAAUUUUGUCACCAGAUCCUUAUUGAUCCCAAUGCUGACCCCCGCAGGAAGGAUGGAGCACUGCAUGUAAUCGGCGCAUUAGCUCAGCCUUUGCUAAAGAAGCGAGUGUACAGGGACCAGAUGGAGCUCAUUUUACAAAACUAUGUUUUUCCUCUGCUCAACUCGAAUCUGGGCUACCUACGGGCCAGGUCAUGCUGGGUGCUGCACUCGUUCAGUCCUCUGAAGUUUCAUAAUGAGCUGGUUCUGAGGAACGCUGUGGAGCUGGUCAAACAGAACCUGGUGGAUGAUAAGGAGAUGCCUGUUAAAGUGGAAGCAGCUAUUGCACUACAGACGCUCGUCAGCAACCAGGAGCAAGCUAAGGUCUAUAUCAGGCCAUUCAUCAGGCCUGUGAUGCAGGAAUUGCUGCACGUCAUUAAAGAAACAGAAAACGACGACCUCACCAGCGUCAUCCAGAAAAUGAUCUGUGAAUAUAACCAGGAAGUGGCUGUGAUAGCUGUGGAUAUGACACAGAAUCUGGCUGAGAUCUUCAGCAAGGUUCUCCAGAGUGAAGAGUAUGAGGAGAGUGAAGAUAAGACAGUGAUGGCACUGGGCAUUCUCAGCACCAUAGACACCAUACUCACCGUCAUGGAGGACCACAAAGAGAUCACUCAGCAGCUGGAGAGCAUAUGCCUGCAGGUCAUUGGUCUUGUGCUGCAGAAACCCAUCAUAGGUAUGGCAGAGUUUUAUGAGGAGGUAAUGUCACUGGCAUUUGGACUCACCUGUCAGUCUAUCUCCCCUCAGAUGUGGCAGCUACUGGGCGUCCUAUAUGACGUCUUCCAGCAUGACUGCUUCGACUACUUCACAGAUAUGAUGCCUCUCUUGCACAAUUACGUUACUGUGGAUACAAAUAUGCUGCUGACAAAUCCCAAGUACCUGGAGGUCAUAUACUCAAUGUGCAAAAAGGUCCUAACUAGUGAUGCUGGGGAGGACCCAGAAUGCCAUGCUGCCAAACUUUUGGAGAUCAUAAUAUUACAGUGCCGUGGACGUGGUAUUGACCAGUGUAUCCCUUUGUUUGUGGAGGCUGUGUUGGAGCGGUUAACACGUGGUGUGAAGUCCAGCGAGCUGCGCACCAUGUGUCUACAGGUGGUCAUCGCUGCUCUCUACUACAACCCCACCCUGCUCAUACACACACUGGAAAAUAUCCGCUUCCCUCACAGCCCUGAGCCAAUCACAGCACAGUUCAUCAACCAAUGGAUGAACGACACCGAGUUCUUCUUAGGACUGCACGACCGUAAGAUGUGCAUCAUUGGGCUCAGUGUUCUGAUGGAGCUGCCCAGCCGCCCUGCAGUCCUGGUGGAAGUGGUGGGACAGAUCGUCCCCUCUGUCCUGCUCCUCUUCCUGGGCUUAAAGCACAUAUACGCCUCCAGAGUCCUCAACAAGCCUGAGCAGCUCUCAAGAGAUCAAGGUUCAGAGGAGGAUGAGAACGAGGAGAUUCCCAGUGACGAAGAUGAGGUGGGAGAGAAAGGGGUGACCAUGCAGUCGUCCAGCGCUCCCACUGGCAAUGACAAUGAAGAUGAAGAUGAGGACGAUGAUGAGUACUGGGAUGAUGAAGGUUUUGAGGGGACCCCAUUAGAAGAAUAUAGUACACCACUGGACUACGACAACGGAGAGGACGAAUACCAGUUCUUUACCACCUCCCUGCUCCGUGUUCAAAGUUCAGAUGCAGGAUGGUAUCAGUCCCUUACGUCCUCUCUGAGCGAAGACCAAAAGAAACAACUGCAGGAGAUCUACAAUAUUGCUCAGCAGAGGAGGAGUGCAGGAGUCAAAGGAAUGUGAAGAGACUUUGGAUUUUGAUCUGUAAAGAAUUUACCCAGGAACUGGUUCAGACACUGAAACUGCCCAACGUUAACUCUAGAUACUAGAGAGCCAUGUCAACUGGCAUGGGUGGAAUCAUCUUCAGAUCCAAGACUCUUAACAGGAAAACAGAGACAUGUAUUGGCCUUUUGAGGUCCCAGUAAGGUUGAACUCUUACCCCGGAGCAGAUUGUACAUCCGUCUGCCCAUCUGUGCAGAAUUAUGUGUGUUUGCGAUUGUGUGCAGAAAUCUCAGAAAAGAAUGUUAUGUAUUCUGUUUCUCUUAGUCUCUAAUCCAUUUGCAACAGGUCGGCGAGGAACUCGACCAACACAGUGCGGUGAGACAUGUCAAAGCCAGCCAGAGAGAUAGGCAUACAGUGAGACAGACACAUAGAUGGGGGGUUGAUGCUGUUGGUCAGUGCCUUUGGAAAUACAUGGGCAUAUUUUUUCCCACACAGAUGAAAUGUGCACUGGCUGAGAUGUCAGAAGGAUGAUGUUUAUAAUUGUCAUGUUUGUAUGUUUCAGAGUUUGUUUUCGUAACAGUUAGUUUUCAGAAUUAACUUGAGUGAUAAAAAUUAAUAUAACACUAACCGUGUGGUGACAUGGUUGUGUGUGUUCUUGCAAUGUGUCGAACUCAAAAGAAUCAAACUUCUGUGAGAAUGUUGGGCAUUUACAGAUCCUUUAUCUGUGCAUAUUUUCUGAGAUCCUAAAAGGAAUAGUUACCCAAAAAUGGAAAUGCUGCCUACCAUUAUUUUAUUGCCCCUAAAUCAUGUUAUUUGCUUUUGUGAAAAGCAAAGGAGAAUUUUGAAGUAUAUUCAAACUGCUCUUUUCCACACAAUGAAAGUAUAGCUACUAAGGGCUGUUGAGCUACAAAAAUGACAAAAAAGCAGCAUAAAAGGUGUCAAUGUGACCCUUGCAAUGUAUUCCAAGACUUCUCAAGCCGUAUGAUAGCUUUGUGUGAGGAAAAGACUGAAACUUAAUCAAUGAAAUUUGCCCCUUUUAAUUGACUUCUUAUUACAUUUACUUGUUUGAACCAAUGUAUAUCUGUCAAAAAAAAAAGUUUUUAUUUAUUUUAAGGCUGUCAAUUUGAAGUGUUAAUUCAGUGCAAUUAAUCAUAUAAAAAUAGCACAUCGGGGAAAAAAAGUAACCAUUCAUCAUGCCCCCGACCAUAAGUAAACUCUAUGAUAUGUCAGCAGGGGGCAGUCAGCGCAGCUCCAACUGUACAGGCAAUGCGCCUUUUUUGUACUAGUCAAAACUUUACUCGUUUACCACAAUUAUGUAAUGUCUUUGAAUUGUCUGAAUUAUUAAAUUUAUUAUAUGUACAGUAUUUUUAUUAUUAUAAUUAUCUUUAUUUGGGGGACUAUUUCGGCAAAUGUUGUUAUGCGAUUAAUCAGCAUAUGAUAUAAUUAAAAUGAUUAAAAAAUC
Myxocyprinus asiaticus (Chinese sucker) is the source of this 4595-nucleotide messenger RNA. Its product is annotated as importin-8. Bases 101 to 3154 code for a protein of 1017 amino acids. NCBI's taxonomy places the organism in Eukaryota, Metazoa, Chordata, Actinopteri, Cypriniformes, Catostomidae. The record is from RefSeq and is a predicted model, not a curated record. The transcript is spliced from 25 exons. Gene Ontology annotation, cellular component: cytosol; nuclear envelope. Gene Ontology annotation, biological process: protein import into nucleus. Gene Ontology annotation, molecular function: small GTPase binding.